ACGCGCUUCAUUGUCCCAAUCAUUCAAGUCCAGCGAAAUAUGGAGCAACUACUGACUUUUCCAUCGCGUCCAGAACAUUAACCUUCCUCAUCCUCGGCCAGUCGCGACGGAGACUUCAAUCCAAUCAGAAAGACAAGUCACGCAGUGCUGAAGGACAACAAAGCGUUCGCUCGAGAAGUUUCAAAAGUCGACAGGAGGACAAUCAUGGCAGGGAACCACCCCAUAGCAGGAAGUCCACCUGUUGUACAGGUAGCCAGCCCUUUCGGGUUCGUUAGAGCCCUGGAAUGCGCUGCAGCGGAGAUGUUGCCCCAAAUGUCGACAUAUUGGGAAAUUAUUCUCUAUAUACAAGAGAACUUGGCCAUGGCGAACGGAGCCGUGCGACCUCUGGAGGCAUUGAAGAAUUGGGGCGACGACUUCGACCCUUUCGCGCGCAGAGCCUACAGCUGGCUUUUGGUUCAUCACGAAAGCAACUCGUCGGAGUCCGCCAUUGCUGGGAUCAGCCAUACAAGGCCACGACUUCGGCAACAGAUCAUGGACAGCCUGGCAUCCCACGAGAGGAUCAAUCGAAACACCCAUGUGAAGGGUGCUGUCGACCAAACAUUCCCGGACUCGAUCAAAUCCGAGGUGGACUUUUGGUCUCAGGAGGCUAUAACAAAGAGCAUCAACAACAGGACACCAGCGGCCUCAGCAAUCGCGGAUAUUCCACGAACGAGACAAGAGCAAGCCGUGUACAUCCGAGAAAUGUUUGAUGCUCUGAAGAACACCCAGGACAUCAUUGAGAAAGCGAGCAACCACAAGGUGGGUACCGUCAAGUCAACUAGUGGGAGAGUGCUCCAGGAUCUUGCGUGGGUGCUAUACAGAGAGGCCCGCAACCUUCAACAGGGCAAACCGGGAGUGAACCCUUGGUGCACUUCAUUCAAGUACAAGCAGUACCCUACUCUGCGGGCUCGCUGGAACGACAUGGUGGAAUUCUUUCACACUUCAAAAGCAGCAGUAGCCAACUUGAUUGUCACCCACAGCGAGAAGCGUUUUGCCGGUAACCCGACUAAAGAGAAACAACGCAAGACUGUCAACGACAAAUGCAACAAGAAGAAAGCGACCAGGAUGAAGGACAACGAGGAGAAGGCGGCCACACUCGACAAAGUUGUCAAGGAUGCAAAGGGCAAAGUCGCUACUGCGGAGAGUACUCCGAACAAGGGCAUAGAUGAGGAGAGGGACGCCGAAGACAGUGUGGAUCUGGACGACGAAGCUGAAGAGUUUGAUGACAGCGAGGGAGAACCUAAAGACACCGACAACGAGUCUGACGACGAAGCAACGCAUCUCCUGCAGAAUGCCCAGCAAGAUGUGGGCCGCUACGAUGACAUUAAAGAAGAGCAGGAAAGCGACGAUUUGAACCCUCAGUCAGGGCAAGCAAUGGGCGACUCUGCUGCUUCCACGACUGCCUUCGCAGCAUCUUCACACCCGCAUGCUCCGGCCUACCCACCAUCACCCGGCUUGAUCGGCCGUCGGCGACAGGUCCGAGCUAUAUCCCCCGACGAAGGACACCAUUCAAGCAUCAUGCCUUCCAUUGAACACGAGUCAUAUGGCCCUUUUCAUGCUGGCGGUGUGGUGAGCCAAAACGAUCACGACCGAUACGUCGAUGAUGCCAAUGGCAAUGACCGCGGCUCGUUACAGCUACCCAGUCAACCCGUGAAUUAUCCGGAACAGCCACUGCACCAGCACACUAGUCCGAGCCCCCCCGAGCUCCCUAGUGGGAUUGGCUUCGUGAAGGAGGAAGAAAUACCGCAGUCGGUAGUCACAACUUCACACAUUGCCCCUAUGCCACUCAACACCGGCACUAGUGGUGUCGGUGGAGGAGCACAGGACAACACUGAUCUGCGGGAUAGUACCAACUCUUCUCGUUCUCGGGCUAGGAGGAACAGACAUAGCUCCGAGGACAGCAGCGACAGUCAUGCUCAGGCUCGUGCCAGGAGGCGUCCCCGUAUUUAG
Neurospora crassa OR74A is the source of this 1989-nucleotide messenger RNA. RefSeq lists its product as hypothetical. The coding region runs from base 205 to 1989 and encodes 594 amino acids. The transcript is spliced from 5 exons. The record is from RefSeq and is a predicted model, not a curated record. NCBI's taxonomy places the organism in Eukaryota, Fungi, Ascomycota, Sordariomycetes, Sordariales, Sordariaceae.